AUGUUGCUGCUUUCUCCCCUAUUCCUCGGAGCGGCCUCCGCCGUGCUCGUCGCAGUCUACCUCGUCCGCUGCGUCUCGUCGCCGCUGUGGAAAGUGCCCGGCCCGCGGAUAUCGGCCUUCACGUCCCUCGUCCUGAAAUGGCACGAGCUGCGCGCCAACAGGACGAGAUACGUCCACGGCCUGCACCAAAAGUAUGGCCCGGUCGUCCGGGUCGCGCCGAACGAGGCCUGCUUCACCUCCUACGAGGCCGUCAAGGAGAUUUACUGCUCUGGCGGCAGCGGCUACGACAAGACGGAGUUUUACGACCUGUUCAGAGUCUAUGGACGGAGGUGUGUGAUGGGCAUUGUGUUUGAUGAAGGCGGCAUUCGCUUACAUUUUCAGGACCAUGUUCACAACGCUGAACAAGGAAGAUGUACGCCCCCCCGGGGCGUCAUGAUUAUGAUUCGACUUGAAAAGCAGAAGGAAAUCAGCUUACCAUGUCGCCAGCACGCGAAGCGGAAGAGAAUCAUCGCAGACCGGUACGCGAACAGCAACGUCCUGCGGCCGGCGCCCCUGAGCGGGAUCCAGGAGAGGUCGCAACGGUUCAUCAACCGAUGCGAGGCGUCCGUAGGCAAGAGCCACGACAUCUUUAUGAGUCUUCACUCGUACGCUUGCGACUGCGUCACACAUCACCUGUUCCACCCGUACGGCAGUAAUUGCCUCGAGAACGAGGCGGAUGAGGAGAUGAUGCAUCAGGUCGCCGCCGAUGACAGCCUGCAGAACCGCCUCGUCCAGCACUACAGCCCUACGCUGCACAAGCUCCUCUCCAGGAUCCUCUACCUCUUCGCUAAGCCGCGCGAGACGCCCCUCGCCGACACCUUCGUCAUCGAGUCCAGCAAGAAGCUCGACCCGGCCUCGUUCACGCUUCUGAGCCGGCUGCACGAGAAGUCGAGCGGCGGCCAGCAGGGGCUGGAUCAGCUCGACAUGGCGGGCGAGUGCCUCGACCACAUGGCGGCGGGCAUCGACACGACGGGCGACGGGCUGUGCUUCCUCAUGUGGGAGCUCUCGCAGCCGCGUUCGCUGCGGUUCCAGGAGGCGCUGCGGCGGGAGCUGAGGGAGAACGCCGGGGCCGCGGGCGCCGCGGCGUUCGACAGGCUGCCGUUCCUGGAUGCCGUUGUGCAGGAGGGCCUGCGGUGCUUCCCCGCCAUACCCAUGUCCCUGCCGCGGUACGUGCCCCGGGGCGGGCGGACCAUUGACGGGUAUUCCAUCCCGGAGGGGACUGUUGUCAGUUGCCAGGCGUACUCUGUCCACCGCAUCAACGAGGAAGUGUUUCCCGAGCCCGACGUGUUUGAUCCGAACAGGUGGAUGGAGGCGACGGGUGACGCCGAGAGGAAGCGGCUCAUGUUUGCGUUUGCCAACGGAGGCAGGGGCUGUGUUGGAAAGCAUCUAGCACUCGCCGAGAUGAAGACGCUCCUGGCGGACAUCUACUCCCGAUACACGACGCUCCCCGAGAGGUCGAUGACGGCGGAGUCGAUGGCCAUGUCGGACCAGCUCAUCUCAUCGCGGCCGCUGGGCCAGAGGUGUUUGCUGCAGUUUGUCCCUGUUGGUGAGAAACAAGAAUAG
This is a messenger RNA of Colletotrichum spaethianum, 1602 nucleotides long. RefSeq names its product putative sterigmatocystin biosynthesis P450 monooxygenase STCB. Gene Ontology annotation, molecular function: monooxygenase activity; iron ion binding; heme binding. The record is from RefSeq and is a predicted model, not a curated record. The transcript has 4 exons. Bases 1 to 1602 code for a protein of 533 amino acids. Lineage: Eukaryota; Fungi; Ascomycota; Sordariomycetes; Glomerellales; Glomerellaceae.